Molecule: messenger RNA, 390 nt
Organism: Striga asiatica
Lineage: Eukaryota; Viridiplantae; Streptophyta; Magnoliopsida; Lamiales; Orobanchaceae
Source: the annotation of a GenBank genome assembly
AUGGACCCGCGGCUCGUUCUCGGGUUACGCCCCUCAAUGGAAGAUUACAGCAGCUCCGCACCUCGCACCGUCCUUAGCAACCCACCGUCGCCUCACCGGCUCGCGGAGGUCACAGGCCAGGGCCAGCCGGUUCAAUUUGGCUCCCUUCCUGCGGAGAUCCGUCAAGAACCUUCAGUACCGAUCGGAAAUCUCCUUAAUGCUCAAUCCUGUUUGGACGAGGGCGGCGAACUCCUUAAGAUAAACCCUCAGCUGCAUAUGGACCUUUCUUUACGGGCCAACUCCCUUGCUAAUGAUGGGCUGCGAAUCAGUGGUUUGGAAGAAGGGGAAAUCACUCCUUCAGUUGGAUGUUCUCCGAGACCUGUUCCUUACAGUCGGAGCUUCCGCCUUUGA